Closterium sp. Naga37s-1 is the source of this 2886-nucleotide messenger RNA. The record is from the annotation of a GenBank genome assembly. NCBI's taxonomy places the organism in Eukaryota, Viridiplantae, Streptophyta, Zygnematophyceae, Desmidiales, Closteriaceae.
AUGCCUUGCCCGCACAUACUCGGCCUCGCCUUCCCUGCUCCCCCGUGCCUCUGCCUGCGUCUCCUCGCCCCUCCCUGCGCCCUAUCGCCUCCUCGCCCCUCCCUGCGCCCUAUCGCCUCCUUGCCCCCAUCCACCCCCGACAUGCCCCCCACGUGCAUGGAAGGGCAGAGGGGCAAGUGGGACAUGGGGUCGUUCUCGCUCAUGCUGGGGAGGGGCAAGUGGGAUGUGAGGUCGUUUUCACUCAUGCCGGGGGUGUUCCUGCUGCAGCAGCCCGACGACUUCGCAUGUGUGCUGCUCAUCCAAGACGCCUGCUACGUGCACAUGACAGGCUCGUCGCGCCUGCAUGUGCCAGCUGCGGGCAAGGCAAGGCAAGGCCCAUCGCGCCUGCACACAGCAUCAGCGGGCAUGUGGUACUCAGACGGGGGCGUGCCCAUCAUGCCUGCACUGCACGCGCCAUCAGCAGGCAUGUGGUAUUCAGACGAGGGCGUGCGCGACUUCACUCACUCUACCAGGCCACUCCCUCUCGCCCUCCACCUUUUCCUCUCAGGCUGUCUCGCCUGCACGUGCCACGAGCAGGCAUGUGGCCCAUCGCCCCGCCAUACCUCAUCAGCGGGCAUGUGGUACGCAGACGAGGGUGUGCACUCAAGCGCAUCAGCACGUCCAGCCACCUCUGCUCUGAGCUCUCCCAUCCGUCCCCCACCCCGCUCGCCCCUUCCCCUUUCCACUCCCCCAGGCCCAUCGCGCCUGCACGCGCCAAUGGCGGGCAUGUGGUAUUCGGACGAGGGCGUGCGCGACUUCAAGCGCAUCAGCACCUCCAACGACCUCUGCUCGCUCUUCCCCGACGCCCUCGCCGACCACCAGGACCGCUCCUGGCGCUCCCUCUCGCCCCGCGAGGCGCGCGCUGCCACGCACAGAGAGGCCACUGUUGGGAGGGAUGUGGUGCGGUUGAGUGGGGUGGAGCAGGAGGAGGAAGGGGGAGUGGGGGGAGUGGAUGGGCGGAAGGGGGGUGCGGGAGGGGGGAGGAAGGGGAGUGGGGUGGGGAAGGAGAGGUAUGGUGGGAGGGUGGAGCGGAAGGAGGAGGAGGAGGAGGGGGAUUGGAGGGACAGCGGUCGGGUUGGGUACUCAGCUGAUGAGGGGGAGGAGGGGGAGGAGAGGGGGACCCACAUGGACAAGAGGCGACGCCUCCUGUCCGCAUCCCAGCAAAAACCCGCCAAACCUCACAACCCUGUCCCUUCCCACCCUAAAAAAACCGCCUCUUCAGCCACCCAAUCAACACCAGCGACACCCCAGCAGCAGCAGCAGCAGCAACAGCAGGCAGCAGCACCCGUGGUCUUAUCAGGAUUCGAGAACCAGGCCGUGGGGUUCACAGACGAGUUUGACGAGGAGUUGCACGACAUGACGGACAUCAAGCGCCGGGAGAACCGCGUGUACGGCCGCUUCGAGAGCGCCCAUGCGGUUGCGCGCUACCUCAACCUCAGUGACGCUGCCAGUAGGGCGCGGAUGGCCAAGGGGCCGAAAGGGGGGCGCGUGGAGAAGGUGGGGUAUGUGCCGCGACAUAACACGUACAUGGGGGAUUUCGGCGAGGCCGUGGUGCCUCUCAUGCAGGCCGCUGUGCACCUGGUGCGCGCGCCCCCGUCGGACCCAUCCAAGGACACGAGGGGGGAGGGGCGCGUGGUGUUCUUUCCGGGGGAGCACGAGGUGCGCAGCGCGUGGACGGCUGACAUGGCGCACAUCCUCUUCGGCCCCAAGGCUCAGCUGCUGCUGGGGCACUCGCCCGGCCUCGAGGUGUGUUUCCGCAACGUGCUCUUCCCACUGAAUCGCCUGCACACGCCGCAGGCAGCGGACACGCUGAGGCAGUGGGCGCUGCUGGGCGCAGGGGGGCGCGGCAAGGGCAAGGGCGGCAAGGCGCGUCAGUCGGGUGUGGUGCGCGUGAAAGUGCUGCGCACCAGCCGCAGCCUGCCGCCCGUGCCAGCCACGCCUGGAUCCCAGGUGCCCCCCGCCCCGCGGCGCAUGAGGUGGCAGGUGACGGUGCUGGAGCGCGAGAGGGGGCGGUCGGUGAUGAACGGGCAGGAGGUGGCGCGCGUGGCACAUGCUCUCUUCCCCGAGAUGCCUCUGCUUAUCGCCCGGGUCGGCAAGGCCUCUGCCUCUGACCAUGCACUGCUGCUCAAGAACACCCUGGUGCUGAUAUCCCUGCACGGCACGCCACUCACCACGGCACUCUUCAUGCCGCGGGGCUCCGUGGUGGUGGAGCUGUUCCCCUACAAGUUCCUCAGCACGCUCUACAAGAAGCUCGCCAUGCGCUCCGGCGUGCACUACCUCGCCUGGCGCAACAUACACGACAUCAGCGCUUUCUUCCGAAACUCCUGCAUGAAGGAUGGGGGGUUCACGCACCUGCCCGAGGAGCAGUGCUGGAAUAUUCACGAGUGUGUGGCGUGCGCGCGUGAUCAGAGCAUUACGAGGAUACACACCCGCAGCCAUGGGGCUACACUGGACGAUGAUGGAGGAGAAGCUGCUGACGAACCACCUAAUGACGCCCCAUCGCGGACAGGCCUUGAUUUUCUCCGAGGGCUGCAUCAGAACCCUCCGCCUGUCUGCACUACAGGCCCGUCAUCGUGCGGCGGCGAAAAAUUCCCUCCUUCUCGUCCAGCUGGUUCCUCUGCCAUUGAGCUCGACAGUGCUCCCGCCACAGUCAUCCUAACAGAGGUUGACGAGACUUCGUCUGCUGCCUCUAAGAAGAAACGGCGAUUUGCGCAAGCAUAUCUCCCGUUCGGCACACCCCUUGCGAAGCCGACUCCACCUCCGGCCCCCGUCCAAGCUCCCUCGCGUGUGUCUCGUGAACUCACCCGCGCCGAAAAGGCGGAGGAGAAAUUCUGGAAGGCGCAGUAG